AUGCUUCAGAUGAAAUUGGGAGAGUCGGUCAUAGACUAUUUUUCUCAAAUGAUGGCAAUCGUCAACAAGAUGCGUAUCCAUGGAGACAAGAUAGAGGACGUAACUGUAAUUGAAAAAAUUCUUCGAUCAUUGACGUCAAAAUUUAACUAUGUGGUUUGUUCAAUUAAAGAAUCAAAGGAACUUGAUGAUCUUUCAAUUGAUGAGCUGCAAGGUUCGUUGUUGGUUCAUGAACAAAAAUUUAAACAGCAAGAAAAGGAGGAGCAAGCAUUGCAGGUUACAACUAGCAACAAAUUUUCGGCCCCCAACUCAGCAGGCCGAAGAAGAGGAGGAGCCAGAGGAAACAAGGAUCAAAGAAGCCAACAACAAUUCCAACACCAAAAGUCUGAAGAUAACCAAUUUCAUGGUUCUCAAUGGAGAGGAAGAGGACGAGGAAACAACCAAGGAUGA
Molecule: messenger RNA, 447 nt
Organism: Cornus florida
Lineage: Eukaryota; Viridiplantae; Streptophyta; Magnoliopsida; Cornales; Cornaceae
Exons: 1
Coding region: 1-447 (148 amino acids)
Source: RefSeq, a predicted model, not a curated record